This is a messenger RNA of Naegleria lovaniensis, 915 nucleotides long. RefSeq lists its product as uncharacterized. Lineage: Eukaryota; Heterolobosea; Eutetramitea; Acrasida; Naegleriidae. Gene Ontology annotation, molecular function: metal ion binding. The coding region runs from base 1 to 915 and encodes 304 amino acids. The transcript has a single exon. The record is from RefSeq and is a predicted model, not a curated record.
AUGCAUGCAGAGAAUAUUCUAAAUAAGGAAAUGGUGCAACAAGAAGCACAACACCAUCAUGAGGAAGAAGAGGAAGACCAUGCUCAUUCCUGUGGAGUCUCUUCCUCCUCUUCAACGACCACCUCAACCAAUUGCAGCAGUACCUCUAUGACCAUUGAACAACAUCCCAAUUCAGCCAACGAGAGAACCACCAUUCCAUGUAAAUAUUUCAUGAAUGGAUUUUGUAAGAAUGGCGAUCAAUGUAGUUUCUAUCAUCCUCAAUCGCCCAAUUCUUUUAUGUUUUUUUAUCAACAAAUGCUUUUGAAUGCACCGCCUUGUCAUGAAUCUCCUCAACAACAACAACAACAACAACAACGAAUGAUGUAUAUCAUGACACCAAUUCCUCAACCAAUUGCAUGGAUGUCAUCCACUUACGAUCAUCAUUCUUCAAAUAUGUUUCAUUCUUCGUCUUCUAAUUUAUAUUAUAAUCCUCAUUUGACAACACAACCUUACUUUUUUAAUUCCUAUCCUUCAACGAUUACAACAAAUCCACAACAACAAUCUCAUCCUCACAACAGACAUUUUGCUCAAAGAAGAAGUAUUCAAUCAUCACCCUCUCACAGUCAUCCUCAUCAUGCAAAAAGUAAUACGAAUUCUGCAGCCACCAAUAUUUCCAUGUAUAGCGAAAUUUUUGAAGAUGGAGAAGAUGAACCUUCGUUUUAUCAACCCAAAGUGUGUACGUUUUAUGUGAGUGGAAAAGGUUGUAAAUAUGGAUAUCAUUGCAAAUUCUUUCAUCCCUCGACGAGUAAAUGUGUGAGUACGAAUGAAACAAGUUCCAGUCAGCGCUUGAAUACUUUUAACGCAAGUGGAAGAACGCAUUCAGAACAUGGUUAUCAUUAUUCAAAUACGAAUCGUUCAUCAUCAUUGCAUGCUUGA